Molecule: messenger RNA, 1569 nt
Organism: Aricia agestis (brown argus)
Lineage: Eukaryota; Metazoa; Arthropoda; Insecta; Lepidoptera; Lycaenidae
Product: alpha-amylase 2-like
Exons: 9
Coding region: 1-1521 (506 amino acids)
Biological process (GO): carbohydrate metabolic process
Molecular function (GO): alpha-amylase activity; cation binding
Source: RefSeq, a predicted model, not a curated record
AUGGCCGUGUUCGUCGGCAUUACUCUACCAUUUCUUUGUCUGCUCGCUGUGUCAUCAGCACUUGCCUACAAAAACCCGUAUUAUGCGGCAGGCAGGUCUGUGAACGUCCACCUCUUUGAAUGGAAAUGGGACGACAUAGCUGACGAGUGCGAGCGAUUCCUGGGACCUAGAGGAUAUGGUGGAAUACAGAUCUCACCACCCAACGAAAAUGUGGUAUUGCGGACAUACAACCGGCCGUGGUGGGAACGGUACCAGCCCCUAUCCUACGAGCUGGUCACGAGGUCAGGGAAUGAACAGCAAUUCGCCAACAUGCUGAGACGUUGUAACGCAGCUGGUGUAAGGAUCUAUGUUGACGCUGUGAUCAACCACAUGACAGGGGAACCCCCGGAGAACUACGGUACCGCUGGCAAUACCGCUGUCUAUUCCAACUGGGACUACCCGGCAGUUCCCUUCAACAGGGAUCAUUUCAACUGGCCACACUGCGUCAUCGAUGGCAUGGAUUAUGCUAACAACGCUUGGAGGGUCCGUAAUUGUGAGCUGGUCGGAUUAAAAGAUUUAAAUCAAGGUCACGAGCACGUCAGGACGAUGAUAGUCAACUUCAUGAACAAGCUUAUUGAUUUGGGUGUAGCUGGAUUCAGAAUCGACGCAGCUAAACAUAUGUGGCCAGAAGAUCUCCGAAUAAUCUACGAUCGCCUCCACAAUUUGAAUACAGCACAUGGCUUCCCUGAAAACGCACGUCCAUACAUUUACCAGGAAGUUAUUGAUUACGGAGGUGAAGCUAUCAGCCGAGACGAAUACACACCAAUAGGAGCAGUCACUGAGUUCAAAGCUGGAAUGGAACUCAGCAACGCGUUCCGGGGCAACAACCAGUUGAGAUGGUUGGUCAGUUGGGGUCCUCAAUGGGGUCUCUUGGCAUCCCAAGACGCUUUGACCUUCAUCGACAACCACGAUAAUGAAAGAGGCCACGGUGGCGGCGGAGGAAUCCUUACCUACAAGGAGGCCAAAAGAUACAAGGGCGCAAUCGCUUUCUUGCUAGCUCAUCCUUAUGGCGAACCUCAGAUAAUGAGCAGUUUCGAUUUCUGGGAUUCCGAAGUUGGUCCACCAAUGGACAGCAACCAGAAUAUUAUUUCACCAGCCAUCAAUUCGGACAACACCUGCGGAAACGGUUGGAUCUGCCAGCACCGUUGGCGUCAGAUCUACGCCAUGGUCGCGUUCAGGAACGCCGCUGCUAACACCGUCCUCACCAACUGGUGGGACAAUGGCAGCAACCAGAUCGCGUUCUGCCGCGGCAACCGAGCAUUCAUUGCCUUCAACAUCGAUACUUGGGAUCUCAACCAGAGGCUACAGACCUGUCUUCCAGCGGGUAGCUACUGUGACGUGAUCUCUGGCGACAAGGUGAACAACUCGUGUCAGGGCAAGACCGUUUCGGUCGACAGCAGCGGCAUGGCGCAGAUCUACGUUGGCACACACGAGAUGGACGUCAUGCUGGCCAUACAUGUUGGACCUGAGAGUCGCUUGUAAACAAGGAAACACGGAAGGACAGAAAUGUGCAACAACUACGAAAUCAAA